AAUCCACGUCCACUGCACCCUCCAUUUGGACGUCUCCAACGUCAGAGCCUCCCGUCUCCCGCCAAAGCACCAUGACUUGUGGAUCCUACUGUGGCCGUGCCUUCAGCUGCGCCUCGGCCUGCGGGCCCCGGCCAGGCCGCUGCUGCAUCACCGCCGCCCCCUACCGCGGCAUCUCCUGCUACCGCGGCCUCACCGGAGGCUUCGGCAGCCAAAGUGUCUGCGGAGCCUUCCGCUCUGGCUCCUGCGGCCGCAGCUUUGGCUACCGCUCUGGCGGCGUGUGCGGACCCAGCCCACCCUGCAUCACCUCCGUGUCCGUCAACGAGAGCCUGCUCACGCCCCUCAACCUGGAGAUCGACCCCAACGCGCAGUGCGUGAAGCACGAGGAGAAAGAGCAGAUCAAGGGUCUCAACAGCAGGUUCGCUGCCUUCAUUGACAAGGUGCGCUUCCUGGAGCAGCAGAACAAGCUGCUGGAGACCAAGCUGCAGUUCUACCAGAACCGCAAGUGCUGCGAGAGCAACCUGGAGCCCCUGUUCGAGGGCUACAUCGAGACCCUGAGGCGGGAGGCCGAGUGUGCAGAGGCCGACAGCGGGAGACUGGCCUCAGAGCUCAACCACGUGCGGGAGGUGCUGGAGGGCUACAAGAAGAAGUAUGAGGAGGAAGUUUCUCUGAGGGCCACAGCUGAGAAUGAGUUUGUGGCUCUGAAGAAGGAUGUGGACUGCGCCUACCUGCGCAAGUCAGACCUGGAGGCCAACGCAGAGGCGCUGACCCAGGAGAUCGACUUCCUGAGGCGACUGUAUGAGGAGGAGAUCCGCAUUCUCCAGUCCCACAUCUCUGACACCUCAGUCAUCGUCAAGAUGGACAACAGCCGAGACCUGAACAUGGACUGCAUCGUGGCUGAGAUCAAGGCUCAGUAUGAUGACAUUGCCAACCGCAGCCGCGCUGAGGCCGAGUCCUGGUACCGCAGCAAGUGCGAGGAGAUGAAGGCCACAGUGAUCAGGCACGGGGAGACCCUGCGCCGCACCAGGGAGGAGAUCAACGAGCUGAACCGCAUCAUCCAGAGGCUCACGGCUGAGAUUGAGAAUGCCAAGUGCCAGAACAACAAGCUGGAGACGGCAGUGACCCAGUCUGAGCAGCAGGGUGAGGCGGCCCUGAGCGACGCCCGCUGCAAGCUGGCUGAGCUGGAGGGCGCCCUGCAGAAGGCCAAGCAGGACAUGGCCUGCCUGCUCAAGGAGUACCAGGAGGUGAUGAACUCCAAGCUGGGCCUGGACAUCGAGAUCGCCACCUACAGGCGCCUGCUGGAGGGCGAGGAGCAGAGGCUGUGUGAGGGCGUUGGCGCCGUGAACGUAUGCGUCAGCAGCUCCCGCGGUGGCGUCGCCUGUGGCGAUCUUUGUGUCUCCGGUACUUCCCCUGCUGUCAACACCAGAGUUUGCAGCGCCCCCUGCAGCGGCAACGUGGUGGUGGGCACCCCCAACGCCUGCGCCCCCUGCGCCGGGGCCGGCGCCUGCAGCGGCGGCUGUAGGAAGUGCUAGGAGGCCACCUACAAUGGAAGCUACAAUCGAAGGCCACCGUCACCCUCUGCCCAGCCAGGACCUCGCGCAACCGGAACGCACCACCCACUGCCGGCCUCCCCGAGCCGGUUGGUUGUCUGAUGUGUACACCGUACACUUAGUCCCCGCCUGCUCCCCUCUGGGCGCCCUGAGCCCCGGGAGGCAGGGGCGGCGCCUUGGUCUCUUUCUGUAACCUUUCCCAGUAGUUUGUUGUCCCAAGGAUUCAUCCUUUUCUUCCGCCGUUUGUUUUUUGCUGGAUUCAUUGGUCCUGCCUGACCCCCUUCUCCAGAGCUUGGAGGAACAGGGCCGGUCCCAGAAUCUCCCUUUCUGCCCUUUCCAGGAGGUUGCUCAGGUGCUUUCACCUGGAAAUGCAAAUGGGAAUGAACAUUGUUGCUGGUUUUCCUGUAACUCUGUGAGGGACCUGGCCAAGGGAGGGAGGGAGAGUACCUCCUUCCUGGGCUGCCUGCAGAAACUUCUACAAAGCCAGUGACUCAGCUGCCUUCCUGCACGUUUGUCUGUCUCAUUCUGUGCCUCCAAUAAACUAAUUGUAG
Molecule: messenger RNA, 2098 nt
Organism: Marmota monax (woodchuck)
Lineage: Eukaryota; Metazoa; Chordata; Mammalia; Rodentia; Sciuridae
Product: keratin, type II cuticular Hb6
Exons: 9
Coding region: 72-1529 (485 amino acids)
Biological process (GO): keratinization; intermediate filament organization
Cellular component (GO): keratin filament
Molecular function (GO): structural constituent of skin epidermis
Source: RefSeq, a predicted model, not a curated record